AUGGCUUCAAACUACAAUAAUGAUGAAAAAGCAAGCAUGGAACUGAAAAAAACGAAGGAUGACUUGCAACGUUUAGAGAACGAAAAACAAGUUGCUAAAGAUGAAUUACAAGCGGUCGAAAAACGAAUAGAAGGACUCAAGCAAGAUUCUAAAAAUCAUGAAGCAGAGAUUCGUCGUCUCGAUGAACAAAUUAAACAACUCAAUGCCGAGUUAGAAAGACUCGAGAAAGAACUUGAAGAGUUGCGUGAUGAACACAUACGUUUAGAACAGCAACGACGCCAACACCAGUUGCAACAUGAUCGUCUUCAAGACAAACUAUAUCAAGAAACAGAAAAUCUGCGUAAACUGCAAGAGCAACUCAAAAAACUUGAAGAACAAAAAUGUGAUCUUGAAGAACAACGUAUUCAAUUGGAGCAACGUCGUCAAAAACUUGAACAAGAAAUACAACGAAUAGAAGCACAAAUCACUCAACUUGAACAGCAACUACAGGAGCUACAAAAUCGUAUCAAACUGCUGAAUGAAGAAAUACGGCGAUUAGAAGCAGAAAUCGAUCGUCUCGAAGAUGAAAUCAAAGAUUUACAAAAUCGAAUUGCGACAAUUGAACAACAAAUAGAAAAACUGGAAGAACGUAUUCGUAUCAAUGAAAUGAAACGAGAUGCAAACGAAGCUGAACAAAAGAAGAUCGAAGAUUUAAAACGACGCAUAGCACAUUUAAUUAAUUUGAAAAAAAAUCAUAUUGCAGAGUUAAAACAAGAACAAGUAAAAUUAGAAGCAGAGAAGCGUGAAGCAUUAGCGACAACUAAUCGCGCUAAAGUAGAGUUACAAGCUGCUCAAAACAAAAUGAAAGAAGCACAAAAUAUAGUUAAUCGACUUCGACAGGAACUAAGUGCACUUCAAGAGAGCAUAAGAAAAGUGGAAAACGAAAUUCAACAGCUUAACGGCGAAAAAAAUAAAUUACAAGGACAAUUACAAACUCAAACCAGUCAACGUGCUGAUCUCGAUAAGAAACGACUAGAAACAAAUACAAAACUUAAUGUCAAACAGAAUGAAUUACAGAAAAAUGAACAACAACGAAAUCAACUUCAGCAAAGUGUCACUCGAUUAGAAAAUGAGCUUAAAACUUUACAAGACACACUUUGCUCUUUAAAUAAUCAACAUGAUGAAUGCACCGGGCAGCUUCAACGUGAACGAGAGAAACAAGAAAAGCUCGAAAAAGAAUUAAAACAAGAAGAAGAUAAACAACGACAAGCCGAAACAGCUGUACAACAGCAAGAACAACAAGUAAGAAAUGAUGAAGCAACCUUGCGACAAGCUGAAAGCAAAGAAUCUGCUGCACGCACUGCCGAACAAGAUGCACAAGUUCAAUUAACAACAGCACGAGCCAACUUAAGUGUUGCUCAAGCUGAAUUAGCCAGUGCUCAAGCAGCUGCUGUUGCCGCAGCAGCUACUCCAGCUGCUGCAGCAGCAGCUCAAGCAAGAGUUGCAGCAGCUCAGGCAAAAGUUGUUACUUAUCAAGCACAAGUAACACAACGAACGACUUAUCACCAACUGAAAGUAAAUGAACAUACAGCAGCUCGCACAAAUACUGCAAAAUGUCGUACUACUUUACAACAAGCUCGUACGACACUUCAACAGAAAAAAGGUGAACUUGAAUCUCAAAAACAACGAGUUAAUGGUAAGAAGGUUGAACUCGAUCAACAAAAAACAGUGGUCACAACGACUAAAAAUAAACUUGACAAGUUGAAACAAGAUUGUACGCAAGCACAGCAACAGGUGAAAGAUAAGGAAACAGCAGUCAGAAAUGAGAAAUCUCAAUUAGAAAAACAGAAGAAAAUUUGUGAAAAUUUGAAAGUCGAAAUAAAUCAACUUGAUACAGCAGUUAAAGACUUAGUUCAACGUAUACAAAACCUAGAUCAACAAAUAAAACAAUCUCAAGAUACGUUAAAACAAACUGAGGCUCAAUUGACCAAACAACAAACAGAACUCGGACGUCAGAAAACUCAAGAAACAACGAAAACACAAGAACGUGAUACAAAUAUUGCCGAAGUAAAUAAACAAGCAACGAUUGUACGAGAAAAACAGAAUGAAGUGACACGAUUGGAAAAUCACUUACAGAAUGUUCAAGCUAAUCUCGAUAUGUUGAACAAAUCAGUUCCAGAACUUGAAAAGGAGUUAGCCGAGCAAGAUCAAAAACUACAAGAAGCUCAGAAAGCAAUGCAAAAACUUGAAGCUGAACAUUCGAAACUUGAAUCAAGUCUAGCAGAAGAAAAACGUGAGAAGCAACAAGCAGAAGGAGAAAUUAAAAGACUUACUCGUGAUAUUGAAAGACAACGUGCAACGCUAAAUGAAAAACAACGUGAAAAGGGUACUUUGAAAGCUGAAAUCAAUGGGAAAAAGUCUGAAUUAUCAUCAAAACAGGCACAAAAACUCGCUCGUGAAGCGCAGCUGCAUACUGUUGAAGAUCAACUUGUUGCCAAUAGGCAAGCAAUGAAAACAAUCGAAAACAAAAUGCAUGAUACAGAACGAAAGAUACAACAACAAAAUACAUUACAACAAGAAACGAAACGUCUUUGUGAUCAAGCAGAAGCACAGCUCAGUAGUACACAACUUGAACUCGAUCGAUUUACUCGACAGCUCAAUGAUAAAACAAAUAUUUACGAUAAAAAAAAAAGAACAGCCGAUAGUUUAACCGCUCAAUGCGAAAACCGCCGAGCAUCACAGCUAGCUGUUGAUCGAGAAUUGUCGGAGCUCUCAUCUACACUUCAAGGUCGUCGAGCAAAAAUAGCUCGAACAACACGCAACAUCUACACAGCUAAUCAAUCUAUUGAAGCACGACAACCAACACAGAAAGUAAAACCUGUGAACACUGUCAAACAGGAUGAAUAUUACAGCGAUGAUGAAAAUGAGAUCCCCGUAUAUAGCUAUGUAUAA
Adineta steineri is the source of this 2931-nucleotide messenger RNA. NCBI's taxonomy places the organism in Eukaryota, Metazoa, Rotifera, Eurotatoria, Adinetida, Adinetidae. The record is from the annotation of a GenBank genome assembly.